GUCGCAAGCAUUUUAUAUGUGCACGUAAGAAUAUUUCGCCGUCGUCGUCGUCGUCGUCGUCGUCGUAUCCGACGACAACACUCAAAACUUGUGGAAAUCGUCAUAUCAUGUCAAACACGAGAAGAGAAUUAAUCAAUAUGCAGCGACAGCUUCUGCGCAAAUACAUUUUACAAAAAAAGGAAGGCACACUCAAAAAGACACACAAAACAUACAAAUCCCCAAUGUACGAUUUUUCAAUGUUCGAUGCGCGCGUACGUCCGAUUCCACAACAUCGCCGAUAAUAUAUACUACAAUAAACUUCUGAAUUGGAUUUUUUUUUGUUCUAUCCAACUGGUUUCUUCUUUUCCAUUACAUAUCGUACUGUAGCGAAUAACAAAAGAAUCGAAAGCGCAUAGAACAUAUGUUUCGAAAGUUGUUUACAUGUCGCAAUAAUCGAUAGCAAAUUGAGUCAUACAAGCUGCUGAAAUUUCAACUCCCUGCGUGUGUGUGUUUUAUUCCGGAGAUUUUUUUCCAGUUUAGCAUCAUCGCAGAGUUUUUAUGGUUUUGUAAACGAUUCACUCGAAGUAAAAAAAGCAAAUUUAUUGCGGUGUGUAUCUAAAGUUGCAAUAAAUUGUUCGUGAAAAGUGCGAGAGAAUCAGAAUCGUUGAAUAAAAUCGAAAGAAAAGUGUAUUCGCUUAUCAACUGUGAGAUAGACCGACCGACGUGUGCCUGUGGUUUUGUGCUAUUUGGUGAUUCAUUUGAAAGAAUAAAAACGAAUUGAAUGUUGCAUAUGUUAGCCACAAUCUUUGAUCGCAAGCACAAUUUCCUUUGAUUCGGAAAUUUUACAAACGGCCCACACGCUUACAUUCAACCAUAAGCAUCCGUGUUUAAUUCAAACUUGUUUUGUGCGAAUUUCAAUUUCGGCUUGAUUUUUGGUUGGAAGUUAAAAACCGAUUUGUCGGAGAAAUGGUUUCAGGGUCGGCUCUUGAAUUUAUUUUUGUUGUUUUACUUUGUGCAUCGUUGCGAUGUAACUUCGUUGAAACGCUGCCAUCUUUUCUACAAGACGAACAACAGCAAGCCGAACAACAGGCUGAAGCGAUUAGUGAACGAUUUUUCGAUGAAGUUCGCCAAUUGUUGGAACAGAAAAUAUCAUCGGAAGCAGCUGCUGCGGUCGAACUGGACACCACAACAACGGAAUCACCGCCAAUCGUGAACGCCGAUGAACGUUUCAUUGAAACGACCGUUUCGCCAGCCAUCGAUGAAAAAUUGAAGGACAAUUUGCCAGCGGUCAUGCCACCGAAACCGACACAGGUGGCUGAUUGGCCAAAACUUGAUUUGCGCUUAGGUCAAGUGGUGGCUGUUUCGAUUGGUAUCGACGGCCAUCCGGUAAUAUUUCAUCGUGCUGAUCGAAUUUGGACUGAUGAAACAUUCAAUGAGACGAAUCAUUACCAGUUGACGCACAUUGGACCAAUUGAUGUUGAUACAAUUCUAAAAUUGGACGCUGCAAAUGGAAAAGUAUUGAAUUCAUGGGGUGCAUCGUUGUUCUUCUUUCCACAUGGCAUGACAAUUGACCAUCACGGUAACAUAUGGGUGACAGAUGUUGCACUGCAUCAAGUGUUUAAAUUCAAACCAAAAUCCCGAUACCCGUCCAUUACAAUCGGAAGACGCUUCCAGCCAGGUUCAAUACCAAGUCAACUGUGUAAACCAACAGCUGUUGCUGUUGCGACUACGGGCGAGAUAUUUGUUGCCGAUGGUUACUGCAACAAUCGAAUAUUGAAAUUCAAUGCGGCUGGACGAAUUUUGCGUGUUAUUCCACAACCACCUGAAUUUUUGUCACUUCAAGUUCCACAUGGAUUAACCCUGCUCGAACAUUUAGACUUGAUAUGUAUCGCAGACAGAGAAAAUAUGCGCGUCGUUUGCCCGAGAGCCGGACUCAAAACAUCAUUGGACGAAGGAACACCAGCGGCUACGAUACAAGAACCUGACUUGGGUCGAGUAUUUGACGUUGCAGCGUUUGGUAACUUUGUUUACGCCAUAAAUGGACCAACAUCGCAAAUAAUUCCAGUUCGCGGUUUCACCAUUGACCCGAUGACCGAACAAAUCAUCGAUCACUGGGGUGGUUUUGAGAAUCCGCACACAAUUGCCAUUUGCCCGAAUGGAUCAGCCAUGUAUGUAGGAGAAAUUGGACCAAAUCGACUAACGAAAUUCACUCUGCAAAACAGCAGUUCCCUGAACUAAGUGGAAAAAUGAUACGAUGAGCUUACAAUCUACGCACACACCACAACUUCUCCCUCUUUCUCAUCAAACAUAAAUUUAAUUAAUAUAAAACAUUCCACUAGAAAUGACCAGCUAAAAUAUUACAACAACAACAACAACAACAACAAAAACAAACAUAAAUAUUUCAUACAAUUUCUCUUUUUUUCCAUUUUUCCUUGAAAAUCGUUGAAUUCCUUAAAAUGUUCCGUUUCUGCCUAUUUUUUGAGAUAUUUACAGUUAUUAUAUACUAAAUAAAACAAAAAAAAUACCAUUCCAAAUAUUCUUAUCAAACUGGCAUUAAGACAGCACAAAGUAAUAAGGAAUUUCGAACUAAUAAUAAAUGAAAAAAAAAGUUUUUUACAAUAUAAUGUAAAAUUUUCAUACCAAAAUAUUUGUAGAAAUGAAUAAAAAAAAUGAAGAAAAAUGGAAGUCAUCGCGUUGAAUACGACGAAUUGUGUACAAUAAAAAAAAAACAAAUAAAACGAAGAGAAUUUUUUUUUCUCAAGUGUACAUUGAACAAGUGGUGGGCACAAUAACAUUUAGUAUCGCCAAAAAAAAUUGUGAACGAAAGAAAAUGCAAAACCGAUCAGCUACAGGAAAUCCAUAACAGCAUUCAACCUGUUCUUUUGAAGUAGAAUAACAAACACAUUCCUUGUGAUGUUGAACCGAAAAAUUCCAAGGACUUUACACAACAAAAAAACACUUGAAUAACGAAUUGAAAAGGAAAAACAUGAGGAAAAACAAACCUAUUUAAUUUUAAUGGAUAUAUACAUAAAUUAGAAGAUUUUUUUUCUUUGAAUAAUUAAAAGAAAAGUGUACAUUAUUAAUCUCAUUUCGGCCAUAAUUAAACUGAAAAACCAAAACAACA
Molecule: messenger RNA, 3103 nt
Organism: Sitodiplosis mosellana (orange wheat blossom midge)
Lineage: Eukaryota; Metazoa; Arthropoda; Insecta; Diptera; Cecidomyiidae
Gene: Pal2
Product: peptidyl-alpha-hydroxyglycine alpha-amidating lyase 2
Exons: 6
Coding region: 946-2217 (423 amino acids)
Biological process (GO): peptide metabolic process
Cellular component (GO): extracellular region; membrane
Molecular function (GO): protein binding; catalytic activity
Source: RefSeq, a predicted model, not a curated record